GAAUCUUAUUUAAUUAGUUUCGUUUUUAUUAUUUAUUUAAUUAAUAAUUAAUUUUGCAAAUAAAUUAUAUUUUAGCUUCAAAGUCCAUUGUAGAGAGAGAAAGUGAAAGAGAAAGAGGAGAGAGAGAGAGAGAAAGAGAAAGAGAAACCAAAGCAAGGCAAGGCGAAGCAUGUUUCAUCAAUCUUUCCCGGAAAAUCUGGAGGCAAAGCCGAUUCAGAUAGAGAGAAAGUAUUAAAAAGCUAUUUUUGACCGGUGGAACGUUGAUUUAUUUAUUGGUGGAGAUGCAGAUGGAAAGAGAGAAACGAUAUCGGAAUGGGAAUGGUAAUGGAAAUGGGUUUGGAUUUGGGAAUUAUAGUAAUGAUUUUUAUUGCGAUAUUGAUCAAAAUCGGCUAGAUCAGCAGCAGCCUGAGACUAAUGGUCAUCAUAAUCAUAAUCAUCCGACGACAACUUCAACGCCUUCUCCUUCUUCUUCCUCCUCUUCUUCGUCUCAACCCCCUCUUGGCUACAUCGAACACAUAGUUACAAAAUUCGACACUCUCGCUGGUGUUGCCAUCAAAUACGGUGUUGAGGUUUCGGACAUAAAAAAGAUGAAUGGACUCGUCACAGAUCUUCAAAUGUUUGCCCUCAAAUCUAUUCAGAUUCCACUACCUGGGAGGCACCCUCCAUCCCCUUGUUUAUCUAAUGGUUCCAAUACACCAGGACCGAACAGUACAGACCGCAGCCCACCGAAGCGGAUGCACCGUGAUCUGUUCGAUUCAUUCCAAUCCCUUAAAUAUAUGUCUCCUCAGCGUCUAGUCUCACCAGCCAUGAGCUCUUUGCAAGGUUACUAUGGGCUUAAAGAAAAAAAUAGAAACUCUAGUGAUUCAAUUGAAAUGUCAGUCUACAGAAGAGGAGUUCCAAAUUAUUUAGAGGAUGAACUGUUUACAAGAGUUUCAGACCCACCUUUGAGCCACCACCACAGGAAGUCAAGAAGCCUGGUCAGUGGAUAUUUAGAUGAUAAUGGCGAAAUAGCUGAUACAUCUAUUUCAGACACUAAAGAAGGUGAAUCUGAGAGAUGGAGUUGUGACAAGCUCAUUAGAAGGCGCCAGAAAUCCGAAGCUGACUUCUCACGUACCCCCGAAAUGAUGUUGGAGGAUAAUAACAUUGGCAGCAGCGGUGGAUUUUCAGCAUCAAGAGGAAAGCACUUAGCUCUUAGACCCAAAGCAGCUGGCCGAACAAUGGCAACAGAUGAAACCGGUGGAUUGAACCCUAUACCUGUUGGCCUGGGAGAUUCAAUAUUAACUGAGGGGUUUACCGGAGUAAGGAAGUCAUCGAGUACACCUAGUUUGCAGGAUCCAGACAGUAAUGGGUCGAUCCGACCACCUUCGAAAUGGAGUCAGAAAUCUGAUAAUCAAGGCUUCUCAACUGCUUCCCUUGCAAAACCGAUAUUUGAUGGGUUGCCAAAGCCAAUUACUGGUCGAAGAAGCAAAGCUGCACUUGAUUAAUUUUUAUAAAUUUGUUUUACCAUUUUUUUCAGGACCUUUCAAGAACCAGAUAUGAUGAGUAUAUAGAAAACAAAAGAAGUGAAAGUGGACCAACCCCUAAAAAAAUAGGGAUAUAUCAAAUAAAAUCAUUCUCAAAUUAUUUUGUGAUUGGAAUUUUCUUGUACUUACAAGGUAGAGAGAGAAGCCAAGCCAAGAAGAGGUGUAGUACAAAAGCAUUAUGCAAUUGAUCACAGUUUGUUGGCAGCAUCCAUUUCAAACUAGAUUUUUUCUCAGAGAAGAUUAUUGUAUACACUUAAGAAUGUCGAUAGAUUUUCGUAUGUAUGUAUUCUAUAAAUUAUUUUGUUAUAUGUAGUUUAUCACUAUUCUUUAAUCAAUUUUCGCAAUCAAUAUAAUUUAUUGAAUUGUCUUAA
This is a messenger RNA of Cannabis sativa, 1894 nucleotides long. RefSeq lists its product as uncharacterized. NCBI's taxonomy places the organism in Eukaryota, Viridiplantae, Streptophyta, Magnoliopsida, Rosales, Cannabaceae. The coding region runs from base 282 to 1484 and encodes 400 amino acids. The record is from RefSeq and is a predicted model, not a curated record. The transcript has 4 exons.